ACUACAACACUCGCCAAGGCUCUCGUAUUCAAUCGUUAAUACUCUCGACCGAGUGGUUCAUACCAACAAUCGGGCGCAUGGUCUCCUUCCUUGUGCUUUCUGUCUUAAAUUCACGAGAUUCCUUCUAUUUGAGUUUCUACGAAUCGGUCUCACUCUACUGCGUGUCGCGACAUUAAUAAUUCAAAGAUUAUGCAAAACGGAACUACAAUACUAACCUCCAGUCUCUAUCUCUCCCAUCGUGUAAAAUUGCCUGACUACUCUCGUUUAAGCACGUCGGUCUAUCGAAGUAUCACAAGUCCGACACCGACGAUCGAGAUUAGAGAAGCACUCCGGCGAGAAGCUAAACGAGAACUAAAGGAAUCAUCAGCUGCGAUUUUCCAAUCGUACCUUCCAUCUUUUCCCCGCAGCAAUCUUACUUUAUCCGAAUUCGAUAUUUUCAAUUCAUCAUCCAAGCAUAAAAGUAGACCACAAUCGAAGACUGCAGGAGUCUCCGGUCACAACAAAGGUGUUCUACUAGCAACGACUCCAGAGCAUGCCGGCACCAAUACUUCAAUUCAGUACCCUCUGACAUGCUAAAAUGACCGUCGUCUAUCUUUGGCUGUCUUGUUAAUCCUCGGAGACUCCGAUGAAGACCUUGAUGAUAUGGCGUUCAUCAAGGCUGAAGGCAUAUUGCAUCCGUCAACGUGGCCUUGGUUACUGGAUGGGACUAUGAUUCACCAGGAUUCACCUUAUCCAACCAGCGACAACUAUGGCACGAGACCUGGGGGCCCGUGGGGAACACUCUUCUCCGCCUAUUUGUGGACGACAUCACGCUUCUUCUCCAGAUUCUUGCUCGUUCGAAGUGUGGAGGAGAGGUUUACUCUGCUGAUAGUCAAUCCUCACUUGCUUCGGAUUAUCUGACGGCGGUAUAUCGGUCACCACUAUGGUUGAAGAGCAUGCGGGUGCGGGAAACAAUGCAUCACUAUAAGAAACUCACAUCGUUCCUCGAAGGUGACCAUGGGCAAAUAUACCUGUGCUUGACACUGGCGUAUAAAACUCGGUGUUUUGCGUGUAUCGACGUCUUGCAAGUACUCGAUCGCCACCAGAUCACGAGAGUUAUCGCGCUUCCGACUUCUAUCCGACACGCGUUGUCUCCGCUACUUGUCGCGUAUCUGCCCUGACGAUAUGUUGUACCUUGGCCCACAAUUCAUACCAAUCAAUAACGCAUAGCCCAUGAUUGGCUCACGAGGGCAGACCGCGCAGUUGCUCGUCUCCAAAGGCGUGAUGAUACAGCUCGGAUGUUUCUCGCUCAAGCGCUACCUACUUUCCAUAAAAUACGGACGUACAGCUUGUCGGCGAGCUAACGACGAAGCGUUCGUUUGUCGCGUUUCAUGAUGCUUCGCUGGGCUCUUCUGGCUCUCUUGCCUCUUGCAGGCUUAGCCUUCGCACAGACCGCUGCCCCCUACACAGAUCCAGGCAAUGGUUUCCAAUUUGUUGGCGUGACAGAUCCCGUACACUCAGUCACCUAUGGUCUCGUCUUUCCACCUUUACCUGCUUCUGGACCAGCGCCCACCGAAUUCAUCGGAGAGAUUGUUGCCCCAAUUGACGCGAAAUGGGUUGGAUUCUCUCUUGGAGGCGCUAUGUUGCAAAGUUUGCUACUUGUGGCAUGGCCUAAUAAUGGUGAUAUUGUCUUUUCGACACGUUACACGACAACCUACGACCUGCCUACGCAGUACGUUGGUCCGACCUUGACGACACUCCCGUCAUCGUCUGUCAAUUCCACACACUGGAAAUGGGUGUAUAGGUGCCAAAACUGUACAACCUGGGCUGGCGGAGGAGGUAUCCCCCUUACCUCCGGUGCAGCAGUCGCGUGGGCAUACUCGGACAUCGCUGUCGACCAACCUUCCAAUCCCCAAAGCACUUUCGAUGAACACACUGACUUCGGUUUCUUUGGUAUCGACUUCUCCUCGGCCCACAGCGCAAACUAUGAGAACUACCUGAACGGUGAUGGCGGUACUCCACCGCCAACUACCACCCCUGGCGGCCCCACGACGACGGCACCACCUACAGGGCCUACCAUCGUUCCCACUCCUUACGACUAUAUCAUUGUUGGUGCUGGACCUGGUGGUAUCAUAGCAGCAGAUCGUUUAUCUGAAGCUGGAAAGAAGGUUCUUUUGAUCGAGCGAGGUGGUCCUAGUACUGCUGAGACCGGAGGGACGUAUUAUGCGCCCUGGACCACAAAUGCGAAGUUGACCAAGUUCGACGUUCCGGGUCUCUUUGAGUCGAUGUUCUCCGAUAGUAACCCUUGGUACUGGUGUAAAGACAUUACAGUCUUCGCGGGAUGUUUACUUGGCGGUGGCACUUCCAUCAACGGAGCAUUAUACUGGUAUCCCGCUACAUCCGAUUUCUCAACAGAUGCCGGUUGGCCCAGUAGCUGGACCAACCACCAACCCUACACCAGCAAACUCAAGGCUCGACUUCCAAGUACCGAUCAUCCUUCUAUGGAUGGGAAGCGUUACCUCACUCAAGCUUAUGACGUUGCUUGGCAGCUCUUAAAAAACCAGGGUUACAACCAGAUCACUCUCAAUGACAAUCCUGACUUCAAGGACCAUGCAUUCGGGUACAGCGCUUUCGACUUCGUUGACGGCAAACGUGGUGGUCCUGUCGCUUCGUACCUUCGCACAGCCAAAGCCCGGUCUAACUUCGCAUACAUGGAUUACACGCUCGUCUCCAAUGUCGUCCGUAAUGGUUCUCAAAUCACUGGUGUUCAAACCAAUAACACUCUUAUCGGCGGAAACGGAAUCAUUCCUUUGACACCCAAUGGUCGUGUCAUCCUUUCCGCAGGCUCUUUCGGCUCGCCCAGGAUUUUAUUCCAAAGUGGUAUUGGACCCUCGGAUAUGCUCUCGCUGGUCCAGGGGAACGCUGAUGCGGCGAAGAACUUGCCUCCAUCGAGCCAGUUCAUCAACCUGCCAGUUGGUAUGAACGUUCAGGAUAACCCUUCGAUUAACUUGGUGUUUACGCAUCCGAGCAUCGAUGCGUACGAGAACUGGGCUAACGUGUGGAGUAGCCCUCGGACGGCUGAUGCUAACCAGUAUUUGAGCAACUUCACCGGCGUCUUCGCCGGUGCUUCACCAAAAGCCAACUUCUGGCGUGCCUAUGGGGCGUCUGAUGGCAAGACUCGUUAUGCUCAAGGAACCGUUCGGCCAGGUGCUGCGUCGAUCAAUACUACGUUGCCGUACAACGCCAGUAACAUAUUCACCAUCACCAUGUAUCUCUCGACUGGUAUUACCUCUCGCGGACGUGUUGGUAUUGAUGCAGCGCUCCGUGCAAGACCACUUGUGAACCCGUGGUUUGCCGACCCUGUUGACAAGACCGUGCUCAUCCAGGCACUCAAGGAUGUUGUCGCAAACAUGAAUGAUGUUUCUGGCCUUACGAUGAUCACGCCUGACACGCAAAUGACUAUCGAACAAUACGUCGAUGAAUACGAUGUAGCAUCGAUGAACUCUAACCACUGGGUUGGAUCGAACAAGAUUGGCACGAGCGCCUCAAACGCCGUCGUCGACCAGAACGCCAAGGUAUUCAACACGAACAAUUUGUUCAUCGUGGAUGCAUCAAUCAUCCCAUCUUUACCCAUGGGUAACCCCCACGGCAUGCUCAUGUCAGCCGCAGAACAAGCUGUAGCUAAAAUCCUUACUCUCUCGGGAGGUCCGUGAUCAUGAAUCACGUCGCAAGGUCAUAUUCUCCUUCCCCAAAAGUUCAUUAUAUUGCAUCGGGUUGUUCUGUACAUUGGCGGAUCCAGUUAUAUCAGAAUUUAGCUAGCAUGCCCAGCGCUACUACCUCAGUAAGGAUAUCAAGUUUGCGAAUCAUUUUAAAAGUGGAUUCGGGAGCUAUAUCAUAAUCGACACUCAAACAGUGUACAUAAUUCUUUUCCUCUACAAUCACGCAAACUAUGGCUGGACUUUACGAAAGUCCUACGCUAUCUCCAUG
Molecule: messenger RNA, 3966 nt
Organism: Somion occarium
Lineage: Eukaryota; Fungi; Basidiomycota; Agaricomycetes; Polyporales; Cerrenaceae
Source: the annotation of a GenBank genome assembly